UCACGUUGAUGACAUCGAAGUAGUACGAUCUUAAAGAUUUAAACUCGCAAUGGAUAAAUACAUCAGUGUGAAGGAGUUGGAAGAUGCUGCUUUAGAAGCGUUGCCAAGGGCAGUGCGAGACUAUUACAAGAGCGGUGCAACUGAGGAAUACUCUUUAGCGGAAAAUCGACGAGCAUUUCAAAGACUAAGAAUUAGACCAAAAUGCUUGGUCGGUUUGAAAAACUGCGAUCUAUCUACUACAGUGCUAGGCGAAAAAGUGACAAUGCCGUUGGGCAUAUCGCCCACCGCUAUGCAAAGAAUGGCCCAUCCUGAUGGGGAGACUGCCAACGUUAAAGCGGCAGAAGCUCAAGGCGUCAUUUACACCCUAAGCACAAUUGCUACCAGUUCUAUAGAAGAAGUAGCAGAUGCAGCACCGAAUGCUGUUAAAUGGUUUCAACUUUACAUUUAUAAUGAUAGAGAGGUUACGAGAAAAUUAGUAAUGAGGGCUGAACAAGCUGGAUUCAAAGCGCUUGCUUUGACCGUUGAUACACCUUUGUUUGGCAUAAGAAGAGCAGACAUACGUAACAAGUUUACCCUACCCUCACAUUUGAGAUUGGCUAAUUUUGAUGGUCACAUGUCUACGAAAAUACACAACGCAGGAAACGGCAGUGGCUUAAGCCAUUAUGUUGAAGGUUUAUUUGACAAAACAUUGUCUUGGGAUGAUAUUAAAUGGUUAAAGAGCAUUACUAAGCUUCCAAUUGUGGCGAAAGGAAUUUUACGAGGUGAUGACGCAGUGAAAGCUGUGGAGGCUGGUUGUUCCGGCAUUCUUGUCUCGAAUCAUGGCGCAAGGCAACUAGACGGUGUCCCCUCUACGAUCGAAGUCCUUCCCGAAAUAGUGGACGCUGUUAAAGAUUAUAAUGUCGAGGUGUACUUGGACGGAGGUGUGACUACGGGCACGGAUGUUUACAAGGCUUUGGUCUUAGGAGCAAAAAUGGUAUUCGUUGGCCGCCCAGCUUUAUGGGGCUUAGCCGUGGGUGGUCAAGAUGGUGUACAACGAAUGCUGAGCAUAUUCCGUAACGAGUUGGAAUAUACAUUCCAAAUAGCGGGUACUCCGACCGUUGCUGAUAUAACUACAGAUAUGGUGCGUCAUGAAUCUGCUUACAGUAGGUUGUAGUUGUUGUAGCUGUAGAAUGGGCACGUAAAUUAUGUCCAAGUUGCAAAUAAUAAUGAAACCCAGUUUAAGUUUUUUUUAAUUUGUAUUUAUUGUUUGAUUAUAAGUUUUCGGUACAAAGUAUAAAGAACAUUUGGUGUCAUGUAUGUUUCCCGUGGCCACAUAGUUCUUGAUAUUUUCUGAAACAAUCAACUAAUGAGUAUAUGUUAUAAGUAAUACAUAAGAUGGUUCGAACAAAUAUAAUAUU
Pararge aegeria (speckled wood butterfly) is the source of this 1397-nucleotide messenger RNA. RefSeq names its product hydroxyacid oxidase 1-like. The record is from RefSeq and is a predicted model, not a curated record. The transcript is spliced from 9 exons. Gene Ontology annotation, molecular function: oxidoreductase activity; FMN binding. The coding region runs from base 50 to 1153 and encodes 367 amino acids. Lineage: Eukaryota; Metazoa; Arthropoda; Insecta; Lepidoptera; Nymphalidae.